Messenger RNA from Fusarium pseudograminearum CS3096, 312 nucleotides. RefSeq lists its product as uncharacterized. The record is from RefSeq and is a predicted model, not a curated record. The transcript has a single exon. Lineage: Eukaryota; Fungi; Ascomycota; Sordariomycetes; Hypocreales; Nectriaceae. The coding region runs from base 1 to 312 and encodes 103 amino acids.
AUGGAGUCAUUUUCUCGAAACAGUGGAUACCUGUCAAUGAACAAGGAAUCGAUCCAAGAACUAAUCGCAUUAGCCGUGGGUGAGAAACCAGACAUAGUCACUAUCAGAAUUGCUGUCGUCCGCGUAGACGGAUCCAACAACAAAGCCCUCCUUUUCCAAGAGCGGAGCGAUUACCCUCACGUCCGCGAAAUACUACAAUGCGAUCUCGACGACUCGAACACGCCGGUACGCGAUGUCAUCAGACGAAAAAUCACCAACGAUUUGGGCCUUGACGCUUGGAAGGUCGCGGGCAUCACCGAACCUAAGUUCUAG